GGGCAAGUCAAUCCACCUUGCUGCUCAUUGCGGCGCAUGUGCUAGGGACUGGUGGGGUCUAGCAGGAUCCGGGUGGUGGCAGACAGACCCCCCAGCCCACCCCCACACUGAUCCUGGUGCCAGCAGAGUCAUGACCCUCUUCCACUUUGGCAACUGCUUUGCACUGGCCUAUUUCCCCUACUUCAUCACCUACAAGUGCAGUGGCCUGUCGGAGUACAACGCUUUCUGGAGAUGUGUCCAAGCUGGAGCUACCUACCUCUUUGUCCAGCUCUGCAAGAUGCUGUUCUUGGCCACUUUCUUUCCCACCUGGGAGGGUGGAGCCGGGGCUUAUGAUUUUGUGGGGGAGUUCAUGAAGGCCACGGUGGACCUGGCGGACCUGGUGGGGCUGCACCUGGUGAUGUCGAGGAACGCAGGGAAGGGCGAGUACAAGAUCAUGGUGGCAGCCAUGGGAUGGGCCACGGCCGAGCUCGUCAUGUCCAGGUGCAUUCCUCUCUGGGUGGGAGCCCGUGGCAUUGAGUUUGACUGGAAAUAUAUCCAGAUGAGUAUCGACUCCAACAUCAGUCUGGUUCACUACAUCGCCAUGGCUGCCCUGGUGUGGAUGUUUACCCGCUACGACCUGCCCAAGCGCUACCGCCUGCCCCUCACCCUGCUGCUGGGCCUCAGUGUCUACAAGGCCUUCUUCAUGGAAUCCUUCGUUCACGUCUUCCUGCUGGGCAGCUGGACAGCGCUGCUGGUCAAAGCUGUCAUCACCGGCUUCCUGGCGCUUAGCUCCCUGGGUCUCUUCGUUACCUUGGUCCACGGAAACUAAUCGCCCCCACCCCCACCCCCACCCCGCCAGGGAUACUCUCAGCUCUGCAACCUAGGGACCUUGGGGAUGGCUAAACACCCGGUUUUGCUGCCCGUCGUGGCACGGGAUCCAGUCCAUGUUGGAUCCACCAGGACAAGGGUCAGAAUAAACCACAGCUGUCGGGUUUUUUUUAUUUUCAA
Gopherus evgoodei (Goodes thornscrub tortoise) is the source of this 987-nucleotide messenger RNA. RefSeq names its product transmembrane protein 147 (gene TMEM147). The transcript has 8 exons. The record is from RefSeq and is a predicted model, not a curated record. NCBI's taxonomy places the organism in Eukaryota, Metazoa, Chordata, Testudines, Testudinidae. Bases 131 to 808 code for a protein of 225 amino acids.